AUGAAGCAACACCUUUCUGGGGUUAAAGAAACAGUGAGUGCAUGCCAAAAAGUUAGUUUAGAGGUUCAGCUUGAAAUCAAAGAUUUGAUGGAUGCUCAUGCGCAAAAAAUUAAGGCCAAGAAAGCGAUGGCUGAAGAUUUAGAUGCUUACGAAGAAGAUGAAAUUCUGGAAAUUCCUUCUCAAACAGAGGUUUCGAAUGGAAAAAGGAAAGCUUCAUAUGCUAUUGACUCAUUUUGUAAAAAAGGUGUAAGUCUUUCUUCCCAAUCUAGUAUUAAAGCAUGCAUGCAAAGUAAAGACAAAUGGAAAGAUACUGACUUGGCCAUUGCAUUGUGGUUUUAUGAUGCUUGUAUUCCAUUUAAUGCUUGCACUUCACCUUACUUUCAAGGUGCGAUCAAUAAAAUAGCUAGUAUGGGUCAUGGAUAUACACAUCCUUCUUAUCAUGCUUUGCGUGUCAAUUUAUUGAAUGAUGCUAAGACACAUGUUACGUUGAUGAUUGACUCUAUUAGAGAUACUUGGGCUGACACUGGUUGUACCAUAAUGGGGGAUGAUUGGAUUGACAUUAGGCAAAGGUUUUUGAUUAAUUUUUUGGUUUACUGUCCAAAGGGGAUUUCAUUUAUCAAAUAUGUUGAUGCUUCUGAUAUUUGCACAAAUGCUGAUACAUUGUGUAAUUUGUGUGAUGAUAUUGUGGAGUGGGUUGGUCCUCGUAAUGUUGUUCAUAUGGUAACGGAUAAUGGGGCCAAUUAUAAAGCUGCGGGUUCUAGACUCAUGGAGAAAUAUCAAUUCAUUUUUUGGUCACCUUGUGCAGCUCAUUGUGUUAAUUUGAUAUUUAAAGAUGUUGGAGAUAUGCCCACAGUUCAAUCUUUAGCCGUUCUUGCAUCAAAAGUUACUGUUUUUGUGUAUAAUCAUAAGUUCGCCUUGAACUGGUUAAGAAAUCGAAAGAGGUGGCGAGAAAUUAUCCGUCCUGGUACAACUCGAUUUGCAACUACCUUUAUUGCAUUACAAAGUUUGUAUGCGCAUAAUGAUGAUUUGCAAGCAUUGGUUGUUAGUCCUGACUAUAAGCAAUAUUUAAAGAUGCAAAAAGGUAGAGAAGUAAAACAAAUUGUGUUGGAUGAGAUUUUUUGGAAUAACUGCUUGGUGAUUGUGAGGGUUAUGACGCCAUUGAUACGACUUUUGCGUCUUAGUGAUACUGAUGAAAAACCAUCUAUGGCGUAUUAUCUAAAUCCUGCUUUUCAGUAUGACAAAUCUGCUUUUUGUACUGAGCCUGAGAUUAUGGGUGGAGUUUUGAAUAUUAUGUUUUUCAUAAUUUUUUUUAAAAUAGAUGAAUGGUGGAGAUUGUUCGGUUUCGACGCGCCAAACUUGCAAAAAUUGGCUAUAAAAAUUCUUAGUCAAACUGCUUCUUCUUCUGGAUGUGAGCGCAAUUCGAACGUAUUUGAACGCAUCCAUACCAAGAAAAGAAAUAUAUUGGAGCAUAACAGACUGAACGAUCUUGUUUACGAUCAUUAUAAUUUGCGAUUGAAAAAUAGGUUGGUUGUCUCCAAGAGAUCAUACGAUCCAGUUGAUUACGAGUCAAUUGAAAAAACGGAAUUUUGGAUUGUGGAAAAUGAGGAAGAAGGAGAACUUGACUAUGAUGAACUUGAAAAUAUGGUGCAAGAAGAAUAUCCAAAGGAUGGCGUUAGAGAGUCAAGCACACAAGAGCAUGAGUUCGAUGUGAUGACAUCCCAUGGAGGAGAUGAAGGUGGAGAUGAAGAUGAAAUUGGAGAUGAGUACGAGGAAGAGUGA
Molecule: messenger RNA, 1779 nt
Organism: Erythranthe guttata (spotted monkey flower)
Lineage: Eukaryota; Viridiplantae; Streptophyta; Magnoliopsida; Lamiales; Phrymaceae
Source: RefSeq, a predicted model, not a curated record